Spea bombifrons (plains spadefoot toad) is the source of this 5011-nucleotide messenger RNA. It is a transcript of the gene NCAPD3, whose product is annotated as non-SMC condensin II complex subunit D3. Gene Ontology annotation, cellular component: condensed chromosome, centromeric region; condensin complex. The record is from RefSeq and is a predicted model, not a curated record. Bases 50 to 4492 code for a protein of 1480 amino acids. Lineage: Eukaryota; Metazoa; Chordata; Amphibia; Anura; Pelobatidae. The transcript is spliced from 34 exons. Gene Ontology annotation, molecular function: histone binding. Gene Ontology annotation, biological process: mitotic chromosome condensation; meiotic chromosome condensation.
GCCGGUUCAUGUUGGGUUUUGGCGCUGGCUUAGUAACGGAGGUUCAAGGAUGGGAGACCGGGAGACUGUGCUGCUGGAGGCGCUGGGCCGCCUGGGGCUCAGGGGGCUGAGACGGGCUUGGGUGGAUUCUGUGUGGGAACUCGACUUCACGGAGACGGAGCCUCUCGAUCCCCGAGUGGAAGCUGAGAUCACGGAGAACGGGCUGGAAGCGUUUAACCGUUUGUACGACGGCUUGUCGCCUUUUGCUUCCGAAGACCAGGAGAACACACGGAGCAUCUGGACCCUCUUUGCCGAGAAUGAUAUCUGCCGUAACUCCCUGGUGGCGGUUCUGUAUCACUUCAUUCAGAUCGGGGAGAACAAAAAGGCUGACGUCACACAGAGGACUCUUGCCCUGCACGCCGCCGGCCUCUACUUCCUGAUCUUGGAGAUUCCGGGUAGCGUCGCUAACCAGGUUUUCCACCCGGUCCUGUUCGAUAAAUGCGUGAGCUCCAUUGAGAAGAUUUGGCCUCAGGAUCCCGACUCGAAUCGCAAGCGCAAGAAAGACGCGCUAAAGAGCUCUCAAGGGGACAGCCGCGGCAGGAAGAAGUCCAGGCCGGUCCGGAGAGAGGACUCGGAGCUGAAUGACAUAUUGGAGGACGAGGAAGAGGAUGAAGAAGCAGUUUAUUUCUCCACUCGUGACCUCAUGAACAUCCGAGAGUCCGUCUUCCUUCUCCUGAAGAACUUCCUACGCCUGCUCCCCAAAUUCUCUCUGAAGGAGAAGCCUCAGAGCGUGUUGCACUGCAUGCAGAUCUUCAUAAACUUGACAAGUUUUGAGACCGUCCCCCAAGAAUUGCCGUUUUCGGCAGCUGGUUCCGUUAACCGCAUGAAGUACGUUCCAGAGUUGGCAUAUCACGGCUUGUGGUUACUCUGUCUGCCGGUCCACGGGGAUUCUAAUCAGACCUUACGACGUCUGUUCCAGCGCCUGCUCAGCGUUAUCCUGAUGAUGAAAGGAGGAGAAGGCGCUCACUCCACUCUGUUGGUGAUCAGCCCCUCGGUCACCAGCGCCAAGAACCAGGCGAUCCGAUUCAUCAGUUUUCUGGUGGACGAGCUGAAGGAAGCGGCUUUUCCGGUAUUACACAUCCUUCUGCAGCACAUCUGUGUCAAGUGUCCGGAUAAAGCAGAGUAUCGUCUGAGUGCAGCUCAGGCUCUGGUGAAGCUUAUGGAAAAAUUACCCAAUCCGGAAUACGCUCUUUUCACCUCCUGGAUGUACGGAUAUUCCAAAAACUCCAAGAUCUCGUACCGGGUGUUCGCUUUGGACGUCGCUGUUGCGUUGCUGGAGUUACCGGAGAGAGAGACGGACGAGUCCUUCCCUCCAGAAAGUCUGAAGUUCCUGCAACACAAAUUCCUGCUGCAGGCCAUGGUGUUCAGCCGCUGCUCAGACAAAGCGCCGACCGUGCGCAGCAAAGCGCUCUCCUGCCUGGCUCAGUGCUUGGAAAGAAACGCUACGUCUGCCUUGGAGGGGGUGCAGGAGCUGCUGCAGGGCAGUACUUGUCGCACUAUUUUGGGUUCUUACCUGACAGCUGAGAGUUCGGUCAACGGUGGAGAAGCUACGGCUCAGCCACACAAAUCUUUGGGCGCCUUAAAAACCAUCGAAAUGACGGACGGAGGAGACCUCACGAGAUCUGAUGCAGGGAAGGAGACGCUUACGAUGCUUCGCCACAGAGCCGGUGACGAGAAGACAAACGUGAGGAAAUCUGCCCUUCAGGUUCUGGUCAACAUACUGAAGUAUAACUUGAUCUCCUGCAGCCCGGAGGAUCUUUUAACGCUCCAGGACCGAUGCCGCGAUCCGGCUGUAUCCGUUCGCAAACAGGCGCUCGCCUCCCUGACCGAACUCCUUCAGGCUCAGCCACACAACGCUCUGAUCCAGAAGGCCUGGCUGACCGGCUUGGUCCCCGUCGUGCUGGACACGGAAAGCACCGUGCAGGAGAAAGCCCUGGAGUGUCUGGAGCAGCUUCUUCUGCAGAAUAUCACACAUUAUAACCGUUACAAGCCGAGCGACGAGAGACAGAAGCUCACCUGGGACCUGCUCACCCUGCUGUCUGACGAAAGCCAGGAGCUCAGCCGAUAUUUAACGAAAGCCUUCCACAUGUGGUCCAAGCAAAAUAAGUUCUCUUCGACCCUCGUCAACAACUUGAUUUCUCACACGGAGACCGAACACUCUGCCCCAGCCUGGAUGGUUUUGGCCAAGGUUGCCGGCUCUUCUCCGAAAUUAGAUUACACCAAGAUCCUGAACUCCUGGGACCAGAUCAGCAGACAGGCCGAUGCCAACACAACAACCACCGGGCAUAUAUUAUAUGUCAUUGGGCACAUUGCCAAACAUCUGCCUGCCGACACCAGAACCGGUCUGAUCGGUCACGUGAAGUCUUGGUUGAAGGAGUUCAAGUCUCCUCCAGACGUCAUCAGCCCGGCAGUUGAGUCUCUGCAGAAGCUGUGCUACGCUCACUCGGACUCCCCUGAGUGUGUGCAGGAUCUGCUCAAUGGGGUUUGCGGCGAUUUAGUGGCGACAUGCGAAGAAUAUAUCUCCUCCGUGGCGAUGACCGAUAGCAGAGAUGCGCAGUUUGACCAAGAAUUGUUGGUCAAACACCUCUUCACCCUGGGAGAAGUCGCCCAGCUGUGCCCGGCCCGCGUGGAGAAGCGAGUCCUGCUGCUGGUUCAGUCUAUAUUGGCCAGUUCCGUCUCGGCCGAGCAGAAUUCCUGCCGCUCAGAAAGUGAGGAGCUCACCGGAUCACAACCGCUGUCGCAGUUCAGAGCUUCCAACAUGCCGCCACUGGUCCGGGCGCACGCUUUUAUCACACUUGGAAAGCUGUGCCUUCAGCAUGAAGACCUGGCUAAGAAAUGUAUCCCUGCCCUGGCCCGGGAGCUGGAGGUGUGCGACGACGUGGCCAUCCGCAACAACGUGAUCAUCGUGAUCUGUGACCUGUGUAUACGCUACACCACGAUGGUCGACCGAUACAUACCCAACGUGUCCGUGUGCCUCCGCGACAGAGACCCCUUCAUCCGCAAGCAGACGCUCAUCAUGCUGACCAACCUGCUGCAGGAGGAGUUCGUGAAGUGGAAAGGCUCCCUGUUUUUCCGCUUCGUCAGUGUCCUGGUGGAUCCAGACCCGGAAAUCUCCAAAUUUGGGGAAUUCUGUCUGGUUCAUCUGCUCCUCAAGAGGAACCCGGUCAUGUUCUCCCAACACUUCAUUGAAUGCAUUUUCCACUUUAACUCCUACCAGAAACACGAGAAGUACAACAAGUUCCCGCAGACGGAGAGAGAGAAGACGCUGUUCUCUCUCAAGGGGGCCGGCAACAAAGAAAAACGCGUGAAGAUCUACAAGUUUCUGCUGGAACAUUUCACGGAUGAGCAGAGGUUCAAUCUGACCACCAAGCUCAGCCAAAAUGUUCUAGCCUGUUUCGUGGACGGCGUUUUGCCCGUCGACAUGGAAGCCGACGAGUUGCUGUCGGACAUCUUUGAGAUCAUGAGCUGCAAAGAGAUCAAACUGUCGGCGAUGAGAGCGAAACCCGGGGAGGACGUCGGCGCCGACGAUGACGAGAUGGCGAUGGCCACCGCGGUGAUGCAAGCGGCUCAGAAAAAACUCAUAUCUCAGGUGCAAAAGAAGAACUUUAUCGAGAACGUCAUCCCCAUCAUCACUUCCCUGAAGGGGCAGUUGGAGCAGCGCCGGAUCCCGGCAGUGAGAGACCUGAUGAAUUACCUGCGGGAAAUGAUGCAGGAUUAUCGGGACGAGAUAAAGGACUUCUUCGCCGCGGACAAGCAGCUGGCGGCCGAGCUGGAGUACGACAUGAAGAAGUACGAGGAGCAGCUGGAGCGAGAGAAGGAGCAGGCGGAGGAGAGCGAGACGCCGGCGGACCGGUCUGCCGCAGAAUCAGCGGGGUCCCCGCGGGGAUCUCCUCGCAGCGGGAACGUUGCAGGGUCUCCCAAAUCCCCCCUGGCUGUCGAUGGACGAGCCAGACCAGGAACUCCGUUGGGUUCGCCGGUAACCACGCCGCGUGUCGGCGUUCUGCAGAGACCCAGGCAGAUGUCCCUCAGCACCAUCGCCAUCUUAAACUCCGCCAAGAAAGCAGCAGAAUGUAACAAAAAGCAAAGAAGCAAAAGCAUCGGGGCCCUUCCGUUAAUACGCUCUCCGGCCAGCACGGGGAGCAGCAAGCAAGUGGUCUUCCGCACCCCCGGUCAGGAGAACAGCUCGAUGGAGGGAAGAGCGAUCAGCACCCCCGACCAGACCAUCGAUAACGUGACGUUCGGAGCCGGAGUCAGUUACAUCAGCGCCGGCCGCACGCCGUCCUCGGGAAGAGAAAGCGUUGCGUCCCAAGAGCCGGAUAGAGACGUUCUUUGUAUCAUGUCCCCCGACAAGCCAGCCCCUCAGCCCCGGCCGUGGAAUUUGGAGUCUCCGGUGCAGAGGAGAACCAGCCGACGACGACCGUCCGUCAAAACACCGCUGAAACCCGCCAACUAGACAAUCAGCUGCCGACGACCCCUGGAGCGAGCGCCAGAAACCCUGCAAUCUAUAUUCAAAAAUAUAUAUAUGGAAUCUGCCGCUAGAAUUAACCGCUUAAUGCCUCGGCAGCCAUACAGGAAUUUAUAAUCCCAGCACGACGGCCGGGGCUCUACUUAUCAAUGGAAAGCCGACGUGUUUGUGGCCCCCGACGCGUGUAUAUAUUUAUCUGUAUUUUUCCUUUUUUUGUUUUUCGCACCAUGUCUCAUUUUGUAUUUUUUUACAACAAAGAUCAAGUCUGGUUUCACGAUCCACUCGGAAUCAUGUAAUCUUUUUCACGUAUUAAGCGUCGGCUCGUUAACGCGGUGGAAGGAGGAAGUGGCACGGAGGGGCGGGCCGGAGCUCGGACUCUUAAAGUUCAGCUCUCUGCUCCGCUCAUCAUUUACCAAAAAUAGAGGAAUAAAUAAAAAAACAGUCGCUGAAGAAAAUCAAACAUCUUUAAUAUCAAAUAGUACAGCAGCUUAUUAUAUACAGCGUUGG